AUGCAAUCCAUCGCCAUUGGCGGCAAAAGCUACGACAAACUAGCUGAUGGAGAGUACGACGCCGUCGUCUUGGGUACCGGCCUCACCGAGUGCAUGCUUUCCGGAAUUCUCAGCGUCGCCGGCCUUCGCGUCCUCCACUGCGAUCGCAAUGACUAUUACGGUGCCUCAUGCGCCAGUCUCAACAUCCAACAAAUGUUCGAAAAGUACAAAGCCGGGGAGACACCAAACGAACAAUUCCUUGGCAAGAACCGCGACUACAACAUUGACUUGAUUCCCAAAUUCAUCAUGGCAGGUGGCACCAUGGUUGAUAUGCUCGUCCACACGGGUGUCACCCGUUAUCUGGAAUUUAAACUUGUCGAUGGCUCGUUCGUCUUCAGCGGCGAUCGUCCACAUAAAGUUCCAGCCACACCAAAAGAAGCUAUGACGUCGAGUCUCAUGGGUCUCUUCGAAAAGAACCGAUGCCGCCAGUUUUUCUCGUACGUCAAUCAUUACGACCCCAACGAACCUUCUACUCACGAUAAGCUCGAUUUGAAAGCGAUGACCAUGGCCGAAUUGUACAAGUACUAUGGUCUCCAGCCAGACACAAUCAGCUUUGUUGGUCAUGCUCUUGCCCUGUAUCGCGAUGAGUCAUACACGACCAGACCGGCAGAGCCUACGGUUUUGCGAAUUCAGUUGUACGCCGCCUCACUUGCCCGCCACGGUCGGUCCCCAUAUCUGUACCCUUUGUACGGCCUAGGCGAACUUCCGCAAGCGUUUGCUCGGCUUGCGGCCGUGCACGGCGGCACAUACAUGCUUCACACUCCUGUCGACGAGAUUCUUCACAAUGAAGCCGGCCACGCCGUCGGCAUCCGGUCAGGUGAUAAGGUUGCCAAAUGCCGAUUCGUCGCUGGGGAUCCGAGUUAUUUUACUGGGAAGACGAUGCAUACAGGACGAGUGGUACGCAAGUAUUGCAUUUUGAAUAGCCCACCGCCGAACACUCGGGAAUCGACUUCAUGCCAAAUUAUCAUCCCGGCAGCGCAAGUCACGCCUCCGCGAAAGAGUGACAUUUAUGUGUUGGUCUUAUCGAACAACCACAAGACCACGCCAGAUGGCAAGUAUCUCGCGUUGGUUUCAACGACCGUGGAAUCGGAAACCCCAGAACAAGAACUAAAACCUGGAACCGAUCUGUUAGGGCAUAUUGUCGAAUCCUUCGUGGCUGUUGACGAGCUUUACGAGCCGAAGACUGGCGGCAAAGAGGAUUCAUGUUUCAUUACCAGGAGUUACGACGCGACAACACACUUCGAGUCAACGGUAGAAGACGUGUUCGAUGUGUACAAACGCAUAUUUGGAAGUGACUUGGUAUUGGGCAAAGGCCCAGACGCAGCAGGUAGCAGCUCUUAGAAGCGAUAUCCUAUCGGUAGAUGUAUUGAACAGAAUAAAAGCAAUAAAACAGAACAGAAAUGAAAGUCUA
Molecule: messenger RNA, 1450 nt
Organism: Chondrus crispus (carragheen)
Lineage: Eukaryota; Rhodophyta; Florideophyceae; Gigartinales; Gigartinaceae
Product: GDP dissociation inhibitor
Exons: 2
Coding region: 1-1380 (459 amino acids)
Biological process (GO): vesicle-mediated transport; protein transport; small GTPase-mediated signal transduction
Cellular component (GO): cytoplasm
Molecular function (GO): Rab GDP-dissociation inhibitor activity
Source: RefSeq, a predicted model, not a curated record